UUUUAAGCAAGGGAACUUUAAGGUCGUGGUAUCAUGUCUGGUCGCGGCAAAGGCGGUAAGGGUUUGGGAAAGGGGGGCGCUAAGCGCCAUCGCAAGGUGCUCCGUGAUAACAUUCAAGGUAUUACGAAGCCGGCUAUUCGUCGUUUGGCGCGCCGGGGUGGUGUAAAGCGUAUUUCCGGAUUGAUUUACGAAGAAACCCGAGGAGUGCUGAAAGUGUUUCUAGAGAACGUCAUCCGUGAUGCUGUUACUUACACUGAACACGCUAAGCGGAAGACUGUGACUGCCAUGGAUGUGGUCUACGCUCUGAAACGCCAGGGUCGGACUCUCUACGGGUUCGGGGGCUAAGUUUCCAUCCCGUGUCAAAGUUGAGACGGUCUCAAAAACACAAAGGCUCUUUUAAGAGCCACCCA
Messenger RNA from Mauremys reevesii (Reeves's turtle), 410 nucleotides. Its product is annotated as histone H4. The coding region runs from base 34 to 345 and encodes 103 amino acids. Gene Ontology annotation, cellular component: nucleosome. The record is from RefSeq and is a predicted model, not a curated record. Gene Ontology annotation, molecular function: DNA binding; structural constituent of chromatin; protein heterodimerization activity. The transcript has a single exon. Gene Ontology annotation, biological process: nucleosome assembly. NCBI's taxonomy places the organism in Eukaryota, Metazoa, Chordata, Testudines, Geoemydidae.